Molecule: messenger RNA, 204 nt
Organism: Penicillium soppii
Lineage: Eukaryota; Fungi; Ascomycota; Eurotiomycetes; Eurotiales; Aspergillaceae
Exons: 2
Coding region: 1-204 (67 amino acids)
Source: RefSeq, a predicted model, not a curated record
AUGAAGGAACUUUUCAAAGAGAAAUCCAAUAAGUGCCAAUUUCCUUGCGAGCAAUGCAAGAGUGAUAAUAACGCCAAAGAAUGCGGCACCCUCCCUCGUUACCCAAUGUGUGAGCAUUAUGAGGAGUUCGAGAUUCCGGAAGAUCUAAAGCCUGAGGCUGAUGAUCUGAGAGUUUUUCAGAGGAUUCUGAUAAUUCGGAAAUAG